UCCACAAUAAAAAAAAACCGCCACACACUUCCUGAGACAAACAGAAGUCUUACUUUGAAGGGCUUCAGAGGAACUUCUGUGUUCUAGUUUUGUCCGUUUCAUGUUUGGUGCUACUGCUGCCAACCAGCGGUGCUCCGCUCUCUUCACAAACCGCUGCUGCGGGCGAUUGUGGCGCAUAGCAGCGUUCAGCCUGGCGGUUGGCAGCAUUUAAUUGUCUUUGGACCAGGUUGGUCCGUCGUCCAGCUCUGACUGUAAAAAUUAAUGUGCCUGAGAGUCUGAACCCGGCUGAUCAAUGGAAACCUCCACCUCUGGUGCCUCAGUCUCUGCCACUGUGCCUCCAGGUUUCCGUUAUGAAACCAAAUACCUGGUGCUAAACUACCUGGGAAUGCUGCCUGUCAGGAGAUCCCAGACUCCAGCUACAGACCAAGGAGACGCCCAGAAUGGGCAGGAGAGGAGCAGAAGAAUCAAGGAGCAGAUCGAGGAAGAGCUGAAACAUCUGGAGGAGGAAAUGUCGGCCUCCUUUUCCAGCACUGGCUUUGACCACUACCAGUCACUGGUGUUCUGCCCACCAAACCCAGAGAGCUCUGUAGAAGACUGCCUUGCUGCCAUCGGAGACAGCGUGGCCCAGGAGCUGGGUCCAGACCUCUCGGCGGCUGUAACAACACUCCUCGCGGGACCUCUGGACUAUCAGAAAUUUCAAAGCACAGCACAGGAUCUGGCUAAACACACUCAAGCAGGUUGGAACAAGGUCUUGGUGCCUUUGGUGCUGCUUCAGGCUCUCCAGAGUGAGGGGAGGCCUUUGACAACUCUGCUGCAGUUGGGGCUGCGCUGCCUGGAGGAGGACGAGGCUCCGUUCAUUAUCCAGCAGGGCGGAUGGGGUAAAGUGUUGGGCCUUGUUCUGGUGGAGGAGCUCGCUGAGCCCCUCGCAGAAGACAGCAACGACAUCUACAUCCUGUCAGAGGAACAGCAGCCUGACCACCUCAGCCCUCCCUCAUCCCUGCUCUGCACAGCAGACCACAGUGAGCAGAGCUCCUGGCAGACGGAAAGCUUAGCGGUGUCUCUGGCCAGCCACGAGUCUUGGGCACAAGUUGAUGUGAUGGACCCUGAAGACGUCAAGCUCCUGGACAGCUGUGAGGGCGUGGCCCUGGCUGAGGAGCGCAGCGAAAACAACUCCUCAAACUCGGACAUCGUCCACGUUGAGCGUGAGGAGGCGGAGCUACUAGAGGAGGGUGGCGACGGCGUAGGGAUCGAUGAAAGCAUGAUGAGCGUUUUAGGCACAGAGAGCGACCUGGCUGCACUCAGGGCUGAGUUUGGAGAUCAGCCUCCAGCUGCUCCAGCAUCUACUGGGCCAGGCUCCUCACUUCCUGCAUCCUUGAUGUCAUUAGAGGAGCCAGUCGUCAUUGAGACACCUACAAGUUUGUCUGCAGAGCCUUCUCACAUCUCAGAACAAGAGCUGCUCCCUCCCUCCCCAGAACCUGUUGCUCUCCUUCAGACAGAACCAGAACCUGGACUUGGUGCCCCACUGCCUGUUCCUGCAGUAGAACCAGACCCUGAGCCAGAAUCCACUGCUGCUACUGCCCCAGUGCCUGUUGAGGUGGAAACUUCAUCUCAAGCCAAGGAAAUCUUAACAGCACCAGCGGAGCCCGAAACCGCCCCAGAACCAGCAUCUAAACCAAAGCAGGAUACUGAGCCUGCCACAGUUCUUCAGCAGCUAGAACCAGAGACCGUGGCAGAGCUUGAUUCUACAGAGACCGCACCUCCAGCAUCAGAGUCCCCAGCUGUGGAGGCCCCAAUAUCUUCUUCUGAAGCCCCCGCUCUGGAAGCUCCUGUGACCCCUGAUGAGGCUUCAGCUGAGGGGGUCCCAGAACCAGCAGAGGAGUUCCCAGUGCUUCUUUAUGGAGGUGCUGUUCUGGUGCUUCUUGCUGCUAUAGCUUGCAGUUUCAUGUUCCUCAGAAGGUGGUAGACAACCAAACUCAACCUGCUGGAAGGAAAAUACAAAUGAAAAGAUGUUAAAGAAUAAAUCAAUAUUUUAAUAUAGAUGUAAUAAGAUCCUUAAACAUGUGCUGGGUUUAUCUGAUUAGUUGAUCCUGAAGGUUUAAUCUCUAAAGGGUCCAUCAGCAAAGCAGAAUCAUCCAUCUCCACACCGUCUGGCAGGAAGUCACGGCGGCUCCGUUCUACCUGCUGCAAACACACUCCAGUCUGGUUCUGUCGGGUUUCCUGGCAGCUUUGUCCAGAAGAUCUUCACUCCAACCUCAGAUUUAUUGUUGGGAUCUCCGUUUAGACUUUCUGUCCCUUAUCUGCUGUUUUCUCCUGUCUUGACCUUUGACCUUUGUUUUAUUCACCAGUGAAGCUGCAUGAAAACGACUGUAGAGAAAAAAAUUAAUGUUCUGAGACUUGAAGGAUUUUUCUAACCUUUUCUCUUUUUCAGCAACAAAAUGAGAUUUAUCUUUUAGUUUUGACAAUGAAUUCUUAAAUUGAUUAAAUAAUAAAAAAACUUUUGUGUGGAUGUGAACCCAUUCAGACACAGGCUGGGAAACUGGUUCUGUUCUCUGUUAUAAAAGGAAUCUGUGGCAUGUAUGACUCUACAUGCAACAUACUUUUAUUUUUCUGAAUAAACUAUUAAAGCUUUUCCUCAAA
Molecule: messenger RNA, 2637 nt
Organism: Girardinichthys multiradiatus
Lineage: Eukaryota; Metazoa; Chordata; Actinopteri; Cyprinodontiformes; Goodeidae
Gene: bcl2l13
Product: BCL2 like 13
Exons: 7
Coding region: 293-1963 (556 amino acids)
Biological process (GO): regulation of apoptotic process; apoptotic process
Cellular component (GO): mitochondrion
Source: RefSeq, a predicted model, not a curated record